Molecule: messenger RNA, 402 nt
Organism: Melampsora larici-populina 98AG31
Lineage: Eukaryota; Fungi; Basidiomycota; Pucciniomycetes; Pucciniales; Melampsoraceae
Exons: 1
Coding region: 1-402 (133 amino acids)
Source: RefSeq, a predicted model, not a curated record
AUGUCUCGCGGAACAAUUGCUGGUCUUUUGAAGAGCAAAGGGCUCGUACCUCGAGAUUGCAUCCCUUCAGGAGAUUCCACUGCUCGCCCAACUACUGAAAGAUUGCUCUCAUUAAACCACAAUUCAAACUCAGACGGAAAACCAUUGAUCGCGCGUCCUACGACUGCUCUUCAACCAAACAACCCUUCUCCUUCCCUAUUUGACAAUCUCAAACCUGGUCCUAGCAAUCCAUCCAGCCUCGCUAUGCCACCUCAAAUCUAUGGACCAUUUGAUUGGCUCGCCAUGGAAAGCUGGGCAGCUCAAAGUUUCUUUGGUCCCAAUGCAGAUCAAAUCAACAUCAAAGAUGACACUUCACUAUGUGGAUCGAGCCAAUGGUGUACUUGGUCUCAAUACUUUCAAUGA